AGAUAGCCAAAACCCAACAACCUCUCAACUCCAAAGUCAUAAAACGUAAAAAAAUCGAAAGACUGAUAACCCUAAUCCUCCCUUCUGCCUUUCUCGCUCGCUUCACUUCCUCUUUUACAGACCAUCGACCACCCCUUCAAUAUUCGCGAAAUCCAUCACCGCCCAUUCUCUUGCUUUCUCUUUCUUUCUCUGCAUUUAAUUUGGACUUAGAAUCGUAAGCUUCUGGAUUUCUAAUCAUGUCUUGGUGCACUAUUGAGUCUGAUCCUGGUGUCUUCACAGAACUUAUACAACAAAUGCAAGUCAAAGGUGUGCAGGUUGAGGAGCUUUAUUCUUUGGAUCUUGAUAUUGUUGACAAACUUAGGCCUGUAUAUGGGUUGAUUUUCCUUUUCAAGUGGCACCCAGGGGAAAAAGAUGAACGUCCUGUGAUGAAGGAUUCAAACUCUAACCUCUUUUUUGCCAGUCAGGUUAUUAACAAUGCUUGCGCAACCCAAGCAAUUCUUUCUAUCCUAAUGAAUUGUCCAGAUAUCGACAUUGGUCCUGAAUUGUCAAAACUGAAAGAAUUCACUAAGAAUUUUCCCCCUGAACUCAAAGGUUUGGCCAUAAACAACAGUGAAGUCAUACGUGCAGCUCAUAACAGUUUUGCGAGACCUGAGCCAUUUGUUCCUGAGGAGCAUAAGACUGCUGGAAAAGAUGAUGAUGUAUACCAUUUUAUAAGUUACUUGCCUGUUGAUGGAGUGCUUUAUGAGCUUGAUGGCUUGAAAGAGGGUCCCAUUAGCCUUGGCCAGUGCAGCGGUGGACCCAAUGAUCUGGACUGGUUGCAUAUGGUGCAACCAGUGAUCCAGGAACGCAUGGACAGGUACUCAAAAAGUGAGAUAAGAUUCAAUCUAUUGGCAAUAAUCAAGAACAGGAAAGAAAUAUAUACUGCCGAACUGAAGGAGCUCCAAAGGAGAAGGGAACGUAUCUUGCAGCAGUUGUCUGCAAUCCAAUCAGACAGACAUGUAGACAGCAGCAACUUUGAAGCAUUGAACAAAUCAUUAUCCGAGGUAAAUAGUGGGAUUGAGAAUGCAACCUCAAAGAUUUUAGGGGAGGAGGAAAAAUUCAAGAAGUGGAGAACGGAAAAUAUUCGUAGGAAGCACAAUUACAUACCCUUUUUAUUCAACUUCCUGAAGAUUCUUGCUGAAAAGAAGCAGCUGAAGCCCCUUAUUGAGAAGGCCAAGCAAAAGUCAGGGGGGAAAGUGUUUUCUGGUUAGAUUUGGUGAUGUUCCUCUAUCCUCUCUCACUAUUAGGAUUUUUAGAGGUCUGUGUGUUAUGAUUUAUUCAUAUAUAUAACUUUGCUGUUAGUACAAUUAGAUGGAGCCGUAGUCGGCAAGUCCUGUUAACAUGUAGAACUACUGGUUGCUCACAAUCACAUACACACUAUAAACUGUGGUGAAUUGUGUUUUGAUGCAUAGGAUAAGAAAAAAAAAAAAUAGAAAAAUUGAAUUGUAUUGAUUUCUUCUCAGUCCAGUUAUAAUUUUAUUAAA
This is a messenger RNA of Jatropha curcas, 1523 nucleotides long. RefSeq names its product Peptidase C12, ubiquitin carboxyl-terminal hydrolase 1 (gene UCH2). The record is from RefSeq and is a predicted model, not a curated record. NCBI's taxonomy places the organism in Eukaryota, Viridiplantae, Streptophyta, Magnoliopsida, Malpighiales, Euphorbiaceae. Gene Ontology annotation, biological process: protein deubiquitination; ubiquitin-dependent protein catabolic process. Gene Ontology annotation, cellular component: cytoplasm. Gene Ontology annotation, molecular function: cysteine-type deubiquitinase activity.